This is a messenger RNA of Sardina pilchardus (European sardine), 1928 nucleotides long. It is a transcript of the gene ltv1, whose product is annotated as LTV1 ribosome biogenesis factor. Lineage: Eukaryota; Metazoa; Chordata; Actinopteri; Clupeiformes; Clupeidae. The coding region runs from base 169 to 1617 and encodes 482 amino acids. Gene Ontology annotation, biological process: ribosomal small subunit export from nucleus; ribosomal small subunit biogenesis. The transcript has 11 exons. The record is from RefSeq and is a predicted model, not a curated record. Gene Ontology annotation, cellular component: nucleus; cytosol; preribosome, small subunit precursor.
CAAGUGGUUCUUCCAGCCUGGUGGCGAACGCGUGUCUGCAUGUGUUGAAAAAGUACACACAAACAAUAAUGCAUUUUUGUUGUCAUUACAUCGGUUUUUAAGGACAAACUUUGUUAUUUCGGUCUGAAGACAAUACCUAUUUUGUGGAUACGUUAAUCAAAGGCAGACAUGCCACACAAGAAGAAGAGGUCGUUUAUCGAUAAGAAGAAUGCGGUGUCCUUCCACCUCGUCCACAGGAGUCAGAGAGACCCCCUGGCAGCGGACGAGAAGGCUCCUCAGCAUGUGCUCCUGCCGGCCGCCUCAAAGGUGGAGGUUGAGAAGCGGCGUGACGAGCAGCGGGAGUUCGGCGUGUUCUUCGAUGACGACUACAACUACCUGCAGCACCUGAGGGAGGUGGCUCCGGCCACGGAGCUGGUGGCCUCCAGCCUCCCCCAGAGGAAACCCGUCGCCCCGCACGUCCGAGAGGAGGACGAUGACGGCGAGGCGGACGGCAGCGACGAAGAGGAGGAGGUGGACGUCCAAGUUAUUCCGGCUGCGUCGAUCAACCUGCCCUCUUCAGUAUUCGCCUCCGAGUUCGAGGAGAAGGUGGGGCUGCUCAACAAAGCUGCCCCCAUAUCAGGGCCCCGGCUGGACAUGGACCCCGACAUCGUGGCCGCUCUGGACGACGACUUCGAUUACGACGACCCUGAGAACAUGCUAGAUGAUGACUUCAUCGUCAAGGCCAACACAGCCUCAGGCGGUGGUGCUAAAGACGACGAUGACGAUGAGUGGGAGGACACGGACGACGAAGAUGAGAGUGGUGAGGAGGAGGAAGGCGACUGCGACUCGAUGGGCGGCCGGUCGUACGACGGCGACGAGGAGGGCCGACAGGAGUUCCUGUUCAUGAAGGAGGAGACGAGGAGCCGCUUCACCGAGUACUCGCUCACCUCGUCCGUCAUGCGGCGCAACGAGCAGCUCACGCUGCUGGACGACCGCUUCGAGAAGUUCUUCGAGCAGUUUGAUGAUGAUGAGAUCGGAGCACUGGACAACGCAGAGCUGGAGGGCUUCAUCAACCCCGACAGCGUACGACUGCAAGAGGUGCUCAAUGACUACUUCAAACAGAGGGAGCAGGACUGUCAGAAGCUAGAUGACCUCGGCCCCAAGGGGCUUGAAGGCAUCGAGGAAGAGGAGGACGAAGAGGAAGAGCAGGAGAUGGAGACUAUCGUGGUCGAACCUCCGGCUGAGAAGUGGGACUGUGAAUCCAUCAUCAGCACCUACUCUAAUCUGUACAACCGCCCUAAGAUCAUAGAGGACCCACCUAAGGCCAAAGGCAUCCGCGUGUCCUCCAAGACGGGCAUCCCCCUGGACGUGCUGCCCAAGCGGGGGCCGACGGCGCGGCAGGUGGAGCGCAUGGAGCGCAUCAACGACUCGGACCUCCCGCGGGCCGCCACCCAACAGCGCCCCCGCCAGGAGAGCACGGAGGAGCGCAGGGCCCGCAAGCAGGCCAUCAAGGAGGAGAGGAAGGAGCGGAGAACGGAGAAGAAGGCCAACAAGGUGGCGUUCAAGCAGGAGAAAGUCCUGCAGGAGAAGCAGAUGGUGGGCCUAAGGGCCAACGUGCAGGGUCUCAAGCUCUCCUAACCACAAACAACAACAACAACAACAACAACAACAACAACAAAAGCAGCAACAGCAGCCCUGCAACAAGUCCCCUUGUGGUCCUCAUCUCACUCAAAACAGACUGACUUGGCUGCUCGUUCUUUAAGGAACCGACCUGACUGUAGACUUCAACAUCAACACAUGGGGGACUCAGAGAGAGAGAGUGUGUGUGUGUGUGUGUGUGUGUGUGUGUUUGUGUGCCUGUGCACUCUUUUUCCCCCGUCCUGGGGUCCGCUGGAGAGUGGUGAUCUCCGUUGUAUUUAAUUUGUAUUAAACACCUUGUACUCAAACAA